AUGCCGACAGUGAGGCGGUAUUGCUCUCAGCAGCCGGCGGGUGCCUCCAUCAGAGGGUGUCUGUUGUUGCCUCCCCCGCUGGGGAGUACGGUGCCUCCCCCGAUGGCGAGUCCUCCCCCGUCGUCAAACUCCCCCACUCCGUCGACUAACUCUACCUCUCCUCCACCGGCGUCUCCCAAGGGGAGGUUGCCGCCGUGGAAGCUGGCGCUGAUAGUGGGGAUUGGGAUUGGGGGGCUCAUUGUCUUGGUUGGGGUGUGCAUAUUUGUGAUUUUUUAUCGAAGGAAGAGGAGGCGGCUUGAGUUGGGGAGCCACCCUCCACAGAGGCCUAACGGUGAGAUUUUUAUGCUUGAAUGCGAUUACCAAUGUCCGACUCCUUCUGAGCCAUUCUCGAUAACAAAAAUGUGUUUAGUAAGACAUUUUGCCGUAACAUCUCCAGGCAUGGCAUUAGGCUUUUCCCAGAACAAAUUCACGUACAAAGAGAUAAACAUUGCAACAGAUGAUUUCUCCAAUCUCAACUUACUUGGCCAAGGUGGCUUUGGCCACGUUCAUAGAGGAGUGCUUUCUUGCGGGAAAGUAGUUGCAAUCAAACAGUUAAAAGCUGGAAGCAGUCAAGGGGAGAGGGAAUUUCAAGCAGAGAUCGAGAUCAUCAGUCGCAUCCAUCACAGACACCUUGUUUCUCUCAUUGGUUACUGCAUUUCUGGUGCUCAUAGAAUUCUGGUAUCUGAGUUUGUUCCAAAUAGCACGUUGGAAUUUCAUUUGCACGGUGAAAAGGAUCAACCAACUAUGACUUGGCCUAUAAGGAUGAAAAUUGCUAUAGGUUCUGCAAAAGGGUUGGCGUAUCUGCAUGAAGAAUGUAAUCCCAGAAUCAUUCACCGUGACAUCAAGGCUGCUAAUAUUCUUUUGGAAUCCAAUUUUGAGGCAAAGGUUGCAGAUUUUGGACUUGUAAAGUUUGCUUCUGAUGCAAAUACUCAUGUAUCUACUCAAGUAAUGGGAACUUUUGGCUACCUGGCUCCAGAGUAUGCCUCAAGUGGGUAUCUCACUGAGAAAUCAGAUGUCUUUUCUUUUGGCGUAGUGCUUCUAGAGUUGAUAACUGGGCGACGUCCAGUGAACAGAACUCAAACCUUUGAUGAGGAUAGCCUCGUUGAUUGGGCAAGGCCUUUGCUCACACAAGCGUUAGAAGGUGACAAAUUUGAUGCUAUUGUUGAUCCAAAAUUGAACAAGGACUACGCUACCGAGGAAUUGACUUGGAUGAUCGCUUGUGCUGCUGCUUGUGUUCGCCAUUCUGCACGACACCGCCCGCCAAUGACACAGGUAGUUCGAGCAUUGGAAGGAAACCUUUCUUUGAGCGAUUUAAAAGAAGGAAUUAUGCCGGGACAUAGCAGAGUAUAUAAUCGUUGUGAGAGCUCAGAGUAUGACACAAACCAAGACCAGGAGGAUUCAAUGAUAUUCAAGAUGAGGGCCCUAGAAAGUCAAGAACAAGCCACAAGCGAGUUCAGUUGCCCCUAUAGCGAGGAUGACCUUCAACCAUACAACUCAAGUAGUGGGGGUCAACAGACCCCUCAAGAGAUGGACAUGGGGAAAAUGGCAGAGGACGGUCGUCAUGCUAGUGAAGGCACUUUAUAUUAA
Messenger RNA from Eucalyptus grandis, 1626 nucleotides. RefSeq names its product proline-rich receptor-like protein kinase PERK1. Gene Ontology annotation, biological process: protein phosphorylation. The coding region runs from base 1 to 1626 and encodes 541 amino acids. The record is from RefSeq and is a predicted model, not a curated record. The transcript has 8 exons. Gene Ontology annotation, molecular function: ATP binding; protein kinase activity. NCBI's taxonomy places the organism in Eukaryota, Viridiplantae, Streptophyta, Magnoliopsida, Myrtales, Myrtaceae.